AUCUUGGAUUAAAUGUUUGGUUUUAUUAUUUUUUUUUUAUAUUUAAAUUACUGUACGAAAUAUUAAAAUUCAUAUUGAAAAACAGAAGGUUAUGUAUUACUCCAUUAACUAAAAUAAGGUGUGCUAAAGUUUGGGUAAAUUCUAAAGCGCAGUUAUCUAAAGCAGUCCCCCAAUACACGAUUUCAAAGAGUUUUGUUUUUUUUAAGUGGGAAACAGUCAAACCAAACACGAUUAUGCAAAAAGCGUGGUGUUUUGAACAAUCUGACAAACGCGAUUUCUAUCUGUUUCUAUUUCCUCGGUGGUCAGUACUGUUGCCGCUCACAGAGGAGCGAUUGAGGUUAUGGAGAAAGAGAAGGGGAAAACCACCAAGAAGCCUCCUACGAAUGGCAAAGUUACUCUCGAACAGUUCGUGUCCACGAUGGCUCCUCUCAUCGACAUGGAAAAGGAAGCUGAGAUAUCGGUCUCAAUGAGCUCAGGGGCCACAAGAAGUUUGGAUAGUGCUCAAAAGAAGGGGUCGACUAUUCUGAAUUUGAAGUGUGUGGAUGCUCAGACAGGAUAUAUGGGAAAAAGUCUUCUUGAGUUCCAGUCAAAUAAAGGGGAUGUCCUCCCUCCACACAAGUUUGGGAAUCACGACGUUGUAGUUUUGAAGCCAAACAAAUCAGAUUUGGCCUCUCCUCCCCUUGGACAGGGGGUUGUUUACAGAAUAAAGGACUCUUCUAUUACCGUUGCUUUUGAUGAUGUCCCAGAAGAGGGUCUAAACAGUCCUUUGCGCCUUGAAAAAGUGGCAAAUGAGGUGACAUAUCGUCGGAUGAAGGAAACAUUGAUCCAGCUGAGUAAAGGUGUACAAAGUGGCCCAGCUUCUGAUCUAGUUCCAGUUUUAUUUGGAGAAAGGCUUCCAGGAGUGUCCAACAAGGAUAUUAAGUUUACUCUUAUAAAUAAGAACCUUGAUCAUUCACAGAAAGACGCUAUUACAAAGGCUCUAUCAUCCAAGGACCUUUUCUUGCUACAUGGACCUCCUGGCACUGGGAAGACUACUACAGUGGUUGAGAUUAUCCUACAAGAAGUCAAGUGUGGAUCAAAAAUUCUUGCUUGUGCAGCAUCCAAUAUUGCAGUUGACAACAUUGUAGAGAGACUCGUACCGCAUAGGAUUAAAUUAGUACGGGUGGGGCAUCCUGCUCGCUUACUUCCUCAAGUAUUGGAGAGUGCUUUGGAUGCACAGGUUUUGCGAGCAGAUAAUAGUUCCCUUGCAAAUGACAUCCGUAAGGAGAUGAAGGCGUUGAACAGUAAACUUUUAAAAGCCAAAGACAGAAAUACAAAGAGGGAUAUCCGAAGGGAACUCAGGACUUUAUCAAAAGAAGAGCGCAAAAGGCAGCAGCUGGCAGUGACUGAUGUAAUUAAGAAUGCAGAUGUGGUAUUAACAACCUUGACAGGUGCAUUGACUAAGAAAUUGGAAGGCUUUUCAUUUGAUUUGGUUAUUAUUGAUGAAGCUGCCCAGGCCUUGGAAAUAGCAUGCUGGAUUGCUCUUUUAAAGGGUCGAAGGUGUAUAUUAGCUGGGGAUCACCUUCAGCUUCCCCCAACAAUUCAGAGUGUUGAAGCUGAAAAGAAAGGAUUAGGAAGAACCCUCUUCGAACGCCUUGCAGACUUGUAUGGGGAUGAUGUCAUGUCUAUGCUCACUGUUCAGUACCGCAUGCAUGAACUUAUCAUGAAUUGGUCAUCCAAAGAGCUCUAUCAUGGAAAGAUUAAAGCCCAUUCAAGUGUUGCUGCUCAUACUCUAUACGAGCUCGAGGAUGUUAAGAAAUCUUCUUCAACUGAGCCAACCCUUCUUCUUGUAGACACAGCUGGUUGUGAUAUGGAAGAAAAGAAAGACGAAGAAGAAAGUUCACUGAAUGAAGGCGAAGCUUCAGUGGCUAUAGCUCAUGCCAAAAGGCUUGUGGAAAGUGGAGUUUUAGCUUCCAACAUUGGACUUAUUACACCUUAUGCAGCACAGGUUGUGCUGCUAAAGAUGUUAAAAGGCAAAGAAAACAAUCUAAAAGAUCUGGAAAUAUCCACAGUUGAUGGUUUCCAGGGUCGUGAGAAAGAAGCAAUUAUCAUUUCAAUGGUCCGAUCGAACACAAAGAAAGAGGUGGGCUUUUUAAGCGACCGUCGCAGAAUGAAUGUUGCAGUGACAAGAGCAAGAAGACAAUGUUGCAUUAUCUGCGACACGGAGACAGUUACUGGUGAUAAUUUCUUGAAGCGUUUAAUUGAAUAUUUUGAAGAACAUGGCGAAUAUUUGAGUGCUUCGGAAUUUGGUAACUAGUAAUUCAGAAUUUUGCUGCAGUCUUGUGAAUGGAAGCACCAUAGACCCUUUGGCUAAGAUGAAAUUCAAUCCAUUCUGUGAUUUUCCUACUUGUUGGUGAAUAUCUUACAGGGAUAGCAUGAUUUUCCCAAAUUUCUUGGCAAAUGUAACAGACAAUGACUCUAGAAGCACAAUUCAUUAAAGACUACAGGGUCUUAUAAGGAUAUUGAAUUUAUACGGUUUAAUGUGAUUAAGCAUAAAUGUUUGAUUUA
This is a messenger RNA of Andrographis paniculata, 2547 nucleotides long. RefSeq lists its product as uncharacterized. The transcript has 15 exons. The coding region runs from base 341 to 2296 and encodes 651 amino acids. Lineage: Eukaryota; Viridiplantae; Streptophyta; Magnoliopsida; Lamiales; Acanthaceae. Gene Ontology annotation, molecular function: RNA binding; DNA binding; ATP hydrolysis activity. The record is from RefSeq and is a predicted model, not a curated record.